Aspergillus heteromorphus CBS 117.55 is the source of this 1560-nucleotide messenger RNA. RefSeq names its product putative GABA permease. Gene Ontology annotation, biological process: transmembrane transport; amino acid transport. NCBI's taxonomy places the organism in Eukaryota, Fungi, Ascomycota, Eurotiomycetes, Eurotiales, Aspergillaceae. Gene Ontology annotation, cellular component: membrane. Bases 1 to 1560 code for a protein of 519 amino acids. The record is from RefSeq and is a predicted model, not a curated record. The transcript is spliced from 6 exons. Gene Ontology annotation, molecular function: transmembrane transporter activity.
AUGACGAUCUCUGAAGACGAGAUUCAGCCCGUCGGCCCCUCUACGGCUGGCGAAGAUGUUCGGCUGGAACAUCUGGGCUAUGAGCAGGAGCUCAAACGGUCCUUCGGUCUCCUGGGUAUGAUUGGAUUCAGCUUCAGUGUGGUCACAUCGUGGACUGCUCUCGCGGGCGUCUUCACCGUCGGAGUCACCUCCGGCGGUCCACCUGUCAUGGUAUUCAGCUUCAUUGGCGUCAGCCUCCUCACCCUUGCCGUGGCCAUCCCCAUGGCCGAAAUGUGUUCCAUGUACCCGGUGGCCGGAGGCCAAUACAGCUGGGUGGCGGCCCUGGCACCCCCACGUUUCGCCCGCGAGCUAUCCUACAUCACAGGCUGGUUCAUGUUAAUCGGUCUUCUCGCAAUGGGCGCAACCAACAACUCCAUUGCCGCGCAAUUCGUGCUCGGAAUGGCCAACCUCGUCUUCCCGUCCUACGAGAUCCAACGGUGGCAAACCGUCCUCGUCGCCUACCUGGUGGCUAUCCUUGCCGCCGGCAUCAAUAUCUGGGGCCCCCACCUGCUGAACCGCAUCGCCCGGUUCAUCCUGAUCUGGAACAUCGGCUCCUUCCUCAUCACCGUCGUCGUGCUGCUCGCCACAAACGACCACAAACAAUCCGCGUCCUUCGUAUUCGUCGACUUCCAGAACUUCACCGGCUGGGACCGCGCCAUGGCCGCCAUCAUCGGCAUCCUGCAAGCCUGCUUUGGCAUGUGCUGCUACGACGCCCCGGCCCACAUGACGGAGGAGAUGAAAUCUGCCUCCAAACAAGCCCCUCAAGCCAUCAUCCUCUCCGUCGUCCUCGGCGCCAUCACCGGCUUUGCCUUCCUCCUCGUGCUCUGCUUCUGCAUCGGAGACAUCACUGCCACCGCCGACUCCGCCACCGGUGUCCCCGUCAUCCAGAUCUUCUAUGACUCCACCGGCAGCAAAGCCGCCGCCUGCAUCCUCGCCAGCAUGAUCGCCGUCAUCGUCAUCGUGGCUGGAAAUAACAUCCUGGCGGAGGGGUCCCGCUGCGUUUAUGCCUUCGCCCGCGACAACGGCCUCCCUUUCAGCCAGUUCCUCGCGAAGGUUGACAAGAAACGCCAGGUUCCCGUCAACGCCAUCAUCCUCACCUUGGUCGUCCAGUUAGCCCUAGACGCGAUUGACUUUGGUACUUCUACUGGAUUUGAGACCGUCAUUGCCAUCUCUACCGAGGGAUUCUACCUCUCCUACGCAAUGGCCCUCUCCUCCCGCCUCCUCGGAUAUAUAACGAACCAUCACCGCACCCUGACGGGCUCAUUCUCCCUCCCCCCGGGGACAUCCAUCAUGCUGAACGUCCUCGGCCUGCUGUUCUUGCUCUUCGCCUCCAUCACCUUCAACCUCCCCAGCACCUACCCCGUCACCAAAGACUCCAUGAACUAUACCUCUGCUGCGAUUGGCGUUAUCGGGCUGAUUAGUCUGGGGACGUGGGUCGUUACGGGUCGGAAGCAUUUUACGGGGCCCGGGGGUGGGGAUAUUACUGGGGGUGGGAAGAUGUGUUUCGGUAACGCCAUCUAG